Messenger RNA from Closterium sp. Naga37s-1, 1578 nucleotides. NCBI's taxonomy places the organism in Eukaryota, Viridiplantae, Streptophyta, Zygnematophyceae, Desmidiales, Closteriaceae. The record is from the annotation of a GenBank genome assembly.
AUGCCGUCAAUCUUCAGCCUGAGCAGCCUCCCCUCCCCCACCGCCGUGCUCUUCCUUAUCGUCGGCUUCCAGCUCGGAUGGAUCUCCACGUCAGUUAUCGUGCCAGCGUGGCAGCAACAGCACCGGCAGCAGGGGCCGUGCGUGUCACCUGACGACCCCGGAUGCGCCAGAGGAAAUACCCUUCCGUUCUUAUCCUUCUUCUCCUCUUCUUUUGAAAAUUCAUUCCUCUCUGGAGCUAGGAGCGGUGAACUCGGCUCUGUUAGCGAAGAGCCUUGUAACGCGUCGCUGGUGCUGUUGAAGCAGCAGCAGGACGCUAUUCUGCAAUCCCUGCAGGAGCAGGAGGUGGGGAUUCAGAGGCUUCAGCAGCUAGUGGCUGCGCGAAACGGCUCCAUUUGCAACGCUCCUAGUACCUCCUUCCCACUUGCUCCUUCUAUCCUGCCCUUCCUGUCUCCUCACUCUCGCCUAACCUCUUCCCUCUCUCCUCCCCUCUCUUCUUCCUCACCUCACCCUCUCCUCACCUUCUCUCCCCCCUUUCCCGUUCCCUCCCUCACCUCCCCCUCGCCCCCUUCCUCCCCCUCUCCCCCGCGCCACUCCCCUCGCCCAUGCGCUGAGAGCGCAGCGCCUCUGUGCCUGUGGCGGGGGUGUGCGGCGCUCAUGAACCGCACACUCGUCAUCCCCACGCAGGGCAUUGACUACGACUACGAGGCGCCGCUAGACCUGGGGGCAUUCGACGAGUGCAUGGGCCCUGGGCGCGUCAUCACCUUCUCAGCCUACAACGCCUCAGUCCGAGGCCGCGUGCGAGUGGGCCGCUACAUCUGCCACGUGCACGUGUACCAGACCGACCAGGCCUGCGACUCUCUCCGCCUCUCCUACGAGGCGCGCCUGCACGCGUCCUUUGCCAAGCAUGAGAUCGCCCGCAAGAGAACACCCAGCCCCUGGUUCAAAUACCCCACCGCGGAGUUUCUCAGAAAGUUCCACGGGGACCACCACGUGAUUGCGUUUGCGAAUAUGUUUGGCGUGGGCGGGAGGGAGCUGAGGUUCCAUGGGAGAGCGCCGCUGGUGGUGCGCCCGGAGUGCCGCGGGCUGCUGCAGCCCAGCCGCGCGAUCCAGGAGGCGGCGGUGGGGUUUAUCAACACGUUUCUUGGCUCGCGCUUCAUUGCCAUUCACCUGCGCAGGGGCGACUUCUUCCAUCACUGCAUUCACGGCGACGGCAGUCGCAGGGCGGUGCCGUGCUUCCACCCCAUCCACCAGCUCACACUCUCUUUUCAUCAAGUUCUCAAACCCCUUCUCCCGUACCCCUCAACCUCACUUCUUCACACUGGCUCGUGCCUGCCCACGCCUACCCCUCCCCUCUCUCCUCCUCCCAGAGGCGACUUCUUCCACCACUGCAUACACGGGGACGGCAGUCGCAGGGCGGUGCCGUGCUUCCACCCCAUCCACCAGCUCGCGCGCUGCCUGCACUCGCGCCUGCAGGCGCUGCCCGGCUCUGCCAUGGUCUUUGUGGCCAGCAAUGCCGGGCAGGAGGAGAUGCGCGCCCUGUCAGAGACACUGGCCACGCUCGUGAGUGGGGAGGGGUAG